GCCUGCUUCCAGUCCCUGAGGGAAGCGGCGAGGGCGUGUCCGUGUCCGGCUCCUGCUGACCGUUGGCCCCUCAGCCGGUGCUCUCGCAGAGGUGUCCUCGUCGCCCCUCCUCCCCGGCUCUGGUAACAACACCCUAGCUCAGAGCCGGGGAGGGGGGGAGUCCUUCCGCAUAGCGCCCCCGGUGCCUCCAGCAAGCCUAGAGUCGGCCCGCCCCGAGGGGCGUGAGGGGGCGGGGCUGAGGAUUUAGGACUCCGGCCCAUACACCGCCUCCUGCCGAGCCAGAGCAGGGAUCCCAGCCUGGUGUUGAGAGAGCCAUGACGGCGCUGCGGGGGCUCUGGCCCGAGAUGCAGGACACCUGUACCUCGCUGGGGCUGAUGCUGUCGAUCGUGCUGUUCAUGGGGCUGGCCCGCGUGGUCACCCGGCAGCAGCUGAACAGGCCCACUGCCCACGCCUUCGUCUUGGAGUUUCUGGCCACGUUCCAGCUCUGCUUCUGCACCCAUGAGCUGCAAGUGCUGAGCGAGCAGGAACCCCUGCACCCCACCUGGCCGCUGACGCUAACCUACUUCUUCUCGUUGGUGCAUGGCCUGACUCUGGUGGGCACCUCCAGCAACCCGUGCGGCGUGAUGAUGCAGAUGAUGCUGGGGGGAAUGUCCGCUGAGACGGGUGCGAUGAGGCUGUUAGCUCAGCUGAUUGGUGCCCUGUGCAGCAGGUACUGCAUGGGCGCCCUGUGGAGCCUGGGACUGACCAAGUAUCACGUCAGCGAGAGGAGCUUCGCUUGCAGGAAUCCCAUCCAAGUGGACUUGCCCAAAGCGGUCAUCAUAGAGGCCGUCUCCUCCUUUAUCUUCCACAGCGCUUUGCUGCACUUCCAGGAGGUCCGAACCAAGCUUCGUAUCCACCUGCUGUCAGCACUCAUCACCUUUUUGGUCUAUGCAGGAGGAAGUCUAACAGGAGCUGUAUUUAAUCCAGCUUUGGCACUUUCACUACAUUUCAAGUGUUUUGAUGAAGCAUUCCUUCAAUUUUUUAUAGUAUAUUGGCUGGCUCCUUCUUUAGGUAUAUUGCUGAUGAUUUUGAUGUUCAGUUUUUUCCUUCCAUGGCUGUAUAACAACCAUACAAUUAAUAAAAAGGAGUAACUAUUCUAAAAGACUAAGUUUCAGGACAGUCAAGAUGGAUGUGAUAAAGAUUUUAUCACCUAAUACUCACACACUGGCUGCACUGGAUUCGUCAAUGUUAUCUUCCUUUGAAGAAACUGCCUUAGAGUUUUCAUCACUGGGACUUAAAAAAAAUUACUGUGAAAAUAAGGUAUCCUGUGUUUUUCAGUUAAGACUUGUUCUUUUAAGCGUGUAUUAAAUGCUGCUAGAAAAGACUCUUUAAAUAUAAAUCUCAAGUGAUAA
Messenger RNA from Balaenoptera musculus (blue whale), 1391 nucleotides. RefSeq names its product aquaporin 11 (gene AQP11). Gene Ontology annotation, biological process: transmembrane transport. Bases 315 to 1130 code for a protein of 271 amino acids. NCBI's taxonomy places the organism in Eukaryota, Metazoa, Chordata, Mammalia, Artiodactyla, Balaenopteridae. Gene Ontology annotation, molecular function: channel activity. Gene Ontology annotation, cellular component: cytoplasm; membrane. The record is from RefSeq and is a predicted model, not a curated record. The transcript is spliced from 3 exons.